CCACGACUUCUCAUUCCCAAUCCCAACUUCUCAAGAUUUUCUAAUAUAAAUUCAAGAACUCAUAGAGAAGAGAGCAGAGCAUCUCUGGCUUGUGGAAAGAAAAGCUUUCUUGCUCAGGGAAGAACUUCAAGAAAAAAAAAAAUUUCAUUUGCAAAGUGCUGUAAAAAUGAAGAAAAUGGUGUUAAAAUUGUCUAUUGAGGACGAGAAAAGCAAAAGAAGGGCCUUCAAGGCAGUUGCAGGGGUGGAAGGGGUGGAUUCUGUGACGGUGGACAUGAAGGAGAGGAAGAUCACUGUAAUUGGGGAUGCAGACCCUGUGUAUUUGACAUCAAAGCUCAGGAAAUUUGGACACACAGAGCUUUUAAGCGUGGGGCCUGCCAAGGAAGAGAAAAAAGAUGCUCCCAAACAGGAGCAGAAGAAGGAUGAGAAAAAACCAGAGCCGUUUCAAACAAUCAUGUAUUAUCCCCCCAAUUACAACCACAGGCCUUAUGAAUACACUGUAGCUCGUGAUGAGUAUAAUUCUUGCACUAUCUGCUGAACUUUUAUGUGCACUGCAUAUCAUUUUUCUUUUGCAGAUGGAAAUGGUUAUGCACAUUCCAAAUGGAAUGUAAAUGAAAGGUACCCACUUGGAAAACCUUUCAGUAAAGAUGCCAAACCCUAGGAAAAUGGUUGAAUUGGAAUCUUCCUAUGGAGGUUAUGUUAGAGAGGAAAUCUUCUACGGCUGAUGUAUAUGUAGCAAUACUGAUAAAUUUUCAGGUAAAACCAGAGCUGAAAUGCAAUGCCCCCUGAUACUUACCUAGAGAUCUGAUGGAGGGGGCAUUCUACACAUUUCAUGGUUCUCAUGUUUAAGGAGUGUUUUUGGGACUGUUCUAAGCGGAUUUGAGGUCAGAUUGUUUUAGUAUUGAUGGUAAAGAUGGGUUUAUUUUGAAAGAGUCCAAAUCUGUGUAUGUAUUCUGUAUGAGAGCUAUCAAAUUAUAUACUGGAAGGUUGUAUUCUAUUUUUA
Messenger RNA from Cryptomeria japonica (Japanese cedar), 1000 nucleotides. RefSeq names its product heavy metal-associated isoprenylated plant protein 39. The transcript has 3 exons. Lineage: Eukaryota; Viridiplantae; Streptophyta; Pinopsida; Cupressales; Cupressaceae. Bases 167 to 535 code for a protein of 122 amino acids. The record is from RefSeq and is a predicted model, not a curated record. Gene Ontology annotation, molecular function: metal ion binding.